Molecule: messenger RNA, 1449 nt
Organism: Fulmarus glacialis (Northern fulmar)
Lineage: Eukaryota; Metazoa; Chordata; Aves; Procellariiformes; Procellariidae
Product: GRB2-associated-binding protein 2-like
Exons: 7
Source: RefSeq, a predicted model, not a curated record
UGGGGCAGCCCACCCCAGCGGCCCCAGCCCGGCGAAAGCUUAGGGCUGGCCCCCAUGGCAGCCACCAUUCCCCGAAGAAAUACGCUGCCAGCGGUGGAGAACAGCAGGCUGCACCGAGCUUCUUCUUGCGAGACGUAUGAAUACCCCCAGCAUGGAGGCGGCAGCGCUGUGCAGUCAGUCGAGUCGAUGAACGAUGGGUACAACUCCUACCUGCAAGCCAAGGCAGCAGUGGCACGCUCCCACAGCACCGACUCUGAGGACAACUACGUCCCCAUGAACCCUGGUUCCUCGCCCCUGAUGCACACCGAGAAAGCCAACGACAAUGCCCAAAAUCUCUACAUCCCCAUGAGCCCUGGGCCGCAUCACUUUGACCUGAUGGGGUUGUCCUCAGCCACCCUCCCUGUGCAUAAAGGAGGAGCCAUGGCACAGUGCCAUAGACGGUUGAGUGAAAUCCAGCCCCCACCAGUCAACCGCAACCUCAAACCCGACCGGAAAGCAAAGCCAUCGCCACUGGACCUGAGGAACAACACCGUCAUUGAUGAGCUUCCCUUCAAAUCGCCAGUCACGAAAUCCUGGUCCAGGCCAACCCAGACCUUCAAUGCCGGCUCUUUGCAAUACUGUCGCCCUGUCUCCUCCCAGAGCAUCACCAGCACUGACUCGGGAGACAGCGAGGAGAACUACGUGGCGAUGCAAAACCCCAUUUCUGCUUCUCCUGUUCCUAGUGGCACCAACAGCCCAGCGCCUAAAAAGAGUUCAGGGAGCGUGGAUUAUCUGGCCCUGGACUUCCAGCCAAGCUCACCAGGGCCACACAGAAAGCCCUCCACCUCAUCGGUCGCCUCGGACGAGAAGGUUGAUUACGUGCAAGUGGACAAGGAGAAGACGCAGGCGCUGCAGAGCACCAUGCAGGAGUGGACUGAUGUGCGGCAGUCCUCGGAGCCCGCCAAGAGCACGAAGCAGUAGCGCCCGGGGCAGGCAGCGAAACAGGCAAAUGUCUCGGCAGUUUUCUCCAGCUGGGGCCCCGUCGGGCUGCCAGCUCCACUUGGGCUGGAUUUCUAAGACUUGUCUGCGGAGGGGAGGGGGUCUUCGUUUUUUUUUUUUCUUUCAAGACAAAAAGAAACUUAAUUUCAGGGGAAGACUUGGCGGAUACUGUUUGCCAGUGAUAAAGACCAAUUCUGUUCGGUGGCUAGGUUUGUGCUUCAGCUGCUGGAUGCACUAUCCAGGAACUUCAACUUAGCAAUACCAGCUUUCACCCUACACAUCUUGCUUACAGCUAUUAAAGCCACCUUGUAUGUGCUAACACUGCAUCAUCUCUCCCCGUCUUCUUCCAUACUGUACCCCCAAACGGUGCCAUGCAGGUUUGCAGCAUCUCUCAUAGGACAUCAUUCCCUAGCUCUGAUUCCCCACUCCUUAUGAUUGCCCUCUUCUCUGCCUCUUCCCAAUCCCAAAACU